AAUAAGCAAAACAAAAACACUCUUACAAUUUAUAUGGUUCUUAUUGAAUUUUUAAUUAGUGCGGAUAUUUACUUAAACAAAAUUGAAUUGCGUCAAGUAUAUGGAUGUUCCAAAAUAUUCCAAAAAAUAACCUUGAAGGUUAUUUUUUGUGAUUCCAAUGUGAAUAUAAAAGUGACCCUAGUCAAAGUGUCAACACUGUCAACGUCAAAAAUGACGUUUAUCAUGUGGUGGCGGGAAUGCAAACAGAAAUUCCAAAAAAACAAAACAAGAAAAUAAACAAAUAAAUUUUAAUAGUAAAUAAUUAAUGAAUUCAGUUUAAAAUAACAAUGCCGUUACGCUUAAGUUACCAACCCAAUUACUACUCAAUUGAGGACAUCUUAGCUACACAAGAAAGGACCCCAUGCAAGUUUCUCCAAGAGGUUCCUCGGAUGGGUAAACUAAACCCAUCUACAGAGGAAAAAGAUCUUAAGGCAGGCACAGAACUAGAAUUGCCCAUAUGGUUGGUUUCAGAAAUAUCUACCGGUCGUCAGCCAGUUGUUGCCCCAGAAUUGCCAAAAAUCUACAAAGAGGCUUACAGGGAAAUUCUGAAGGCCGAUGCUAGUGCUGUGGACUUGCAUAAGUUCAAUUUAUAUUUUUAUGAGUUUGGAUCAAAGAUAAAACAUUUUGAUAAGAAGGGAGAUGUUCAUGAUAUUUUAUUGCAUACUUUUAUCACAAGAUUUCGCCUGAUAAUGGAUCUCGCCCACAAUACAGAAUCGGACCCCACAAUACAGCAAAAACUCGAUAUGUUAGAAAGAAAAUUAUUUAAAGAAGCAAAUGUUGCCAAGACAAAACUGAACACUUGGUUGUUGGAAAGUGGUGUUGAACUGAAAGCAGGAAAUAUGGUAACCAAUCACAGAAAAAGGAAGAGGGUCGACGAUGAUCUUUUUACAAAUUUGUUUUAGUGUUUUAAAUCAAAAUUCGCAUGUUUUUUUUUAAAUGUAAAUAUAUUUAUUUUAACAAUA
Anthonomus grandis grandis is the source of this 1001-nucleotide messenger RNA. RefSeq names its product DNA replication complex GINS protein PSF3 (gene Psf3). Bases 327 to 941 code for a protein of 204 amino acids. Gene Ontology annotation, cellular component: GINS complex. The record is from RefSeq and is a predicted model, not a curated record. Lineage: Eukaryota; Metazoa; Arthropoda; Insecta; Coleoptera; Curculionidae. The transcript is spliced from 3 exons. Gene Ontology annotation, biological process: mitotic DNA replication initiation.